Molecule: messenger RNA, 2754 nt
Organism: Metopolophium dirhodum (rose-grain aphid)
Lineage: Eukaryota; Metazoa; Arthropoda; Insecta; Hemiptera; Aphididae
Product: protein D3-like
Exons: 6
Coding region: 1809-2375 (188 amino acids)
Source: RefSeq, a predicted model, not a curated record
UUAAAACAAAUAAAUGACUCGAAAUCGACGAAAUGUCAAUCGAACUGCAGUACCGCUCUGCGCACGUCAAUGGUCAAUGAAGCAAUAAGCAGCAAAAUAACAAUACCGUAAUUAAAACUAUAAAUCGUGGAGUAUAAAUAUUUUCAAUAUUGAAUCAGAUAUUCAAAAAUAAUUUUUCCCCAUGAGGCAUGAGUUAUUUUAAUAAUUUCAAGUAAUAAUGUAUUUCUCGGAAUCAGACAGGAUGUGUGGUGUAUGCGCUAAAAUGUCACUAUACUAGGUAAUGAGUUAUGGUUUACAAGAAAACUAAUUAAGUACAUGAACGUCGAGACCCGUAUACAAUUAUAUGAGUACAUAUAAAUAUAAAUUUAUAUUAAUAUUUAAUAUAUAAUUUAAAUAUAUAAUAAUAGUUCAAUGUUCUUUUUCAUUAUAUAAUAUUAUGACAAUGAUAAACAUAAUAUAUGAUCAAAUAUUUAUAUCCAAUAUGGCUCGUAUUCACUAUUCGUAAUAUGUAUAAUGUAUAAAGUAUAUAGUUAUAGUAUAUACUGUAUGUAUAUUGUAUAUUUGUAUAUACAUCAAUAGACAAUAAUCACAAAUUUAUAAAUAUUAAUUAUUAGUUAUUAUUACAUGCGGGUGGGCAUUACUAGUAUUACACUGGAUACAGGCUAAUAGGCUAUUUACAAAAUUGAAAAUACCUAUAUUAUGUCUAUUGUGUAUAUAUCAAACUCAAUCGGUAAUAAUUAUUAUUUAUUAACCAUAGGUACGUCAUUUUCCCAUUUAUUUUCUAUGAUAUCUAAUAAUUCUCAAGCCAACAAAAUUAUAAAUCAAUGGGUCAAAUUUAAAAUGUAACUUAAUUUUAAGAAAUCUGUAUAAAAUUAACUUGAAGUUAACACGUUAAAUAUGAUAAAAAAUUAACUUAUUAAGUUAAAAUUAAGUUUCCAAAAAAAAGUAACGAGUUACUUAAUUUAGUUAAUAUUAACUUAACGUUUUAACUUAAUUUUAAUUUUUAACUCGUUAAUGCCCAGCCUUGUUAUUAUGCUGUUUACACCAUUGAAAAUAAAUUUAUGCGAAUAAUGAUGAAUAUUUAGCUAGGUACCUAAAUAAUACGAUUUACCUACACUACGGCAAUUGGUAGGACAGGUACGUACAAUAGCCAUAUAAAGCUUAUUAGUUAUUAGUUAUUACCUAUCUUCCAUAUGGUACAUCAUUCAAUCAUUGUAUUUAAUUUAAUAGGUAGGUAUACCUAACUAAAUGUCGGUAAUAGUUAUAUGAACGAGUUAUUUCUUAUUAGAAUAACUGUGGAUGAGUUAUAAAUAAAAAAAAUCCCAACUUAACCUAAGUAUUCGGCAAGUAUCUAUAUCAGGUAUUCAGGUCUAUACGUGUAGUAGCCAGUAGGUAACUACUGUGCCCAUAUGUAGGUAGGUAGGUACCUUAGACUUCUGAUGUAUUUUGUUGCUUAUUAGUUUAUAACGUAAUAACUUAUUAGUACCGUCUGUACUUGUACCUAUAAUUAGGUAUUUGGUAUUCACUAAAUAGGUACCUGUAUAUUUGUACCCAUUCAAGCGUUAUUUUAAAGAUAGUUUAACGUUUUGUAAUAUAAUUGCAUGGUCAUAGUAGAACCUACCUGUAGGUAUAUGCUAAUUUUACAAUGUAAGUACACCACUGAUAGCAAAGUUACAUAAUAAUAAUUUUAAGUAGGUAGGUAAUACCUACUAUAAUAUACAACAGUAAAGAUAAUAUUAUAUUUGAACUGAAAUUACUGAAGAAGGCUGAAGAGUGAAGGGCAUUCAAAACAGAUAUUCUUGAAGGUUAUGCUAAGCGUAUCUGCAUGCAAGUACAAUGUCAAACAAGCUAUGGAAAAAAAAUUAAUCGUACCGGAUGUCAUUCGUAUUGCUCCAAAGGAAAUGUUACAAGUAUAUUAUCCAAGUGGCUUGAAAGCAGAACUCGGUAAUGAACUAACACCCACUCAGGUGAAAGACCAGCCAUCAGUUAGAUGGAAUGCCGAACCUUACUCAUUUUACACAUUAUGCUUAACUGAUCCGGAUGCUGGAAAAUUAAAGGAAUUUCACCAUUGGUCGGUAGGAAACAUACCAGGUGCAGAUGUGAGUAUGGGGGAGACCCUAACUGCGUAUGUUGGUUCUGCAACUCCACCAAAAACAGGACUUCAUCGUUACGUGUUUUUAGUAUACAAGCAACCAUCAAAAUUGGUAUUUGAUGAGCAGCAUAUAAGCAAUAAAACUGCUGAAAACCGUUUUAAGUUUUCAAUUCAUAACUUUUCAAAGAAGUACAAAUUAGGAACACCUGUUGCUGGUAAUUUCUAUCUGGCACAAUAUGAUGAUUAUGUUCCAAUUUUACUUCAUCAACUCGGAGUUCAGUAAUUGAUUAUUAAUAUUGAAACCUAAUUUUAAGUUACUUGAGUAUUUACGAGUAUGUCUACACUAACAUGUAACAUUUUUUUUUUAUAUACAAUCAAGGUUUUUACCCUUAUUACAACUUUUCAAAAAUAUUAUUGUAUUAAUUAUGAUUUUUAAAAUUUUUUUUAUUUUAAUAUGCUUGUUAAGCUAAAAAAAAUACUGUCUCAUAAUCAUAAGUUGUUAUAAAAGUUACACCACAACUCUCUCAAACAUUUUUUUGUUCUAUUCAGCAUAAGAUUAAUAUAUAAAUGCGUUUGAAUGUAAAAAUAUUGCUAUUAUACCAGCCAAACUAUUUAAUUGAGGAAUGUGGAUUUGUUAAAUAUAGUCGAGUUAAAUAAUGUAA